GGCUGAAGUUCGAUCGAAGUACUUUAUUUGACUAAUAAAUGUUUUUAAAAAACAAAACAAAACAUGAUGGCGUUUUGCGCCUUCAUCUUCUCGGUCAAAGGAGGGAAGAGAACGAUGAAGCAUGAACUGGACUUGCUUCAAUUUCAGGUAUUAGCCGUCGAGGAUUCUGAAACGAACCUAUGCGACCUCGGACGAAGCUGUGUCGUUCGAUCGCCAGCUUUAGUCUCUCGACCAAUCUCCAACUUCCACCCGAUACCACAAAACGAAGAGUUGCUGAGCAGAGCUGCUUAGCUUUUCUUCAAUCCUGCAAUACUAUCCAGAAGCUCACCCAAAUCCAAACUCUUAUUCUCAAAUUGGGUCUUCGGAAUAACCCAUUAGUCCUCACCAAGUUCGCAUCCACUUCCUCCGAGCUUGAUGCCAUCCACUAUGCUUCGCCAUUUAUAUUCUCUUCCGAAGCCAAUACUCGUGUUUAUGAUGCUUUCCUGUUCAAUACUGUCAUUAGGGCUUAUGCUCAAACGGGUAACUCGAAGGACAAGGCUAUAUAUUUCUACCGAACCAUGCUCGAUUACGGAGUUUUGCCUAAUAAAUUCACUUUCCCAUUCGUCCUCAAGUCCUGUGCGGGCCUUGCACAUUUGAAUUUAGGCAGAUCUGUUCAUGGGUCGGUCGUGAAGUUCGGAUUUGAUGACGAUCUUCAUGUCCAGAAUACAAUGAUUCACAUGUAUUGUUGUUGUAACGAAGGGGUCGAGUCUGCAAGAAAGGUGUUCGACGAAACUCCUAAAUUAGAUUCAGUGACAUGGAGUGCGAUGAUUGGCGGGUAUGCACGUUUAGGCCAUUCUGCAAAUGCCAUUGCAUUGUUUAGGGAAAUGCAGGUUAUUGGAGUUCGCCCAGAUGAAAUCACGAUGGUUUCAGUUUUAUCUGCGUGCACGGAUUCAGGAGCACUUGAGCUGGGGAAGUGGAUAGAAUCUUAUGUUCGCCGAGAAAAUAUCCAACAGCCAGUGGAGCUCUGUAAUGCUCUGAUAGAUAUGUUUGCAAAAUGUGGUGAGAUUGACAAGGCCAUAAAAUUGUUCAGAAAAAUGAGCGUUCGUACUAUAGUUUCGUGGACUUCUGUUAUUGUUGGCCUGGCAAUGCAUGGUCGCGGCGAAGAAGCUGUUUCUGUAUUUGAAGAGAUGAUAGAAGCAGGGGUAGCCCCUGACGAUGUUGCUUUUAUUGGAUUGCUUUCUGCUUGUAGCCACUCAGGGUUAGUUGAAACAGGACGUCACUAUUUCAAUUCAAUGGUUGAGAAAUUCGGCAUUGAGCCCAAGAUAGAACAUUAUGGCUGCAUGGUAGAUCUAUUGAGCAGAGCUGGACUUGUGAAAGAAGCUCUGGAUUUUGUACAACAAAUGCCCAUUGAACCAAACCAAAUCAUUUGGAGAAGCAUAAUCACUGCCUGUCACGCCGGUGGGGAGCUCAAGCUUGGAGAGAGCAUCACAAAACAGCUAAUACAAAACGAGCCGAUGCGUGAAUCUAACUAUGUGCUACUUUCAAACAUUUAUGCAAAAUUGCUGCACUGGGAGAAGAAAAUCAAGAUUAGAGAAAAGAUGGAUAUGAAAGGGAUGAAAAAGAUUCCGGGGAGCACUAUGAUCGAGCUAAAUAAUGAAAUGCACGAGUUUGUGGCUGGAGAUAAAUCGCACCACCAGUACAAGGAAAUAUAUGAAAUGGUGGAUGAGAUGGGAAGGGAGCUGAAGAGGGCAGGGUAUGUGCCUGCAACAUCACAGGUGUUGCUUGACAUUGACGAAGAAGACAAAGAGGAUUCUUUAUACAGACACAGUGAAAAGCUUGCUAUAGCUUUUGCUCUUAUAAAUACACCGCCUGGAACACCAAUUAGAUUUGUGAAGAAUUUGCGUGUCUGUGAAGAUUGCCACUCAGCCACGAAGUUUAUAUCGAAGAUAUAUAACCGAGAGAUUGUGGUAAGGGAUCGCAAUCGCUUCCACCUUUUCCAGAAUGGGUCGUGUUCAUGUGGGGAUUUCUGGUGAGUGGUGACAAAUCCAAGCAUCAAAGGUAUACGAGUCAUUUAAUGAAAACAUCAAACUUUCUUGACCUGAUGGCAUUUCCAGAUUAGAAGCAAUCGAUCGUUUCAAUAUUAUCCAGUCAGGUUCAUAUACCAAGAACACUGAUAACUCAUUUUUCUUCUUUUAACUGAUCUUAAACUACAGCUGGGAAAGUUUAGAAAGCUACAUAGAGUUAUUCUCCGUGACCGGAUUCCAAUUAGUUGUGGGCGAUUGUCUUCCUUCUGAUAAACCAAACCCAGGCCAGUGUUUCACAAAUGGAUUAAUGACAGCCCAAAUGCCCUAUCAAUGAUGUAAGCAUGUGACUCAAACCGUUAAAAUGAAUUUAUUAAUGAAAGGAUUAAGAUUCUGGGUUCGUUGGAACCUGGAAGGGUAGUGAAAUGGUCCCUUAAUUGAUGCGGUGCACAUUCAUUUUUUAUGCUGAGGAAUUUGGUGGCUACCAACCCCAUUCUUUUACUAUAUCUUGAGACAUAAAUGGAGUGCUGAACGCUUAGCGUUAGUGAUAGGAAAGUCGAUUUGAAUUGGCAGCAGCGGGGACCAGGGUAAGCUAAAGCCUAAA
Molecule: messenger RNA, 2604 nt
Organism: Neltuma alba
Lineage: Eukaryota; Viridiplantae; Streptophyta; Magnoliopsida; Fabales; Fabaceae
Product: pentatricopeptide repeat-containing protein At4g21065-like
Exons: 1
Coding region: 180-2012 (610 amino acids)
Biological process (GO): RNA modification
Molecular function (GO): zinc ion binding; protein binding; RNA binding
Source: RefSeq, a predicted model, not a curated record